CUGAUAUAAUCACCAUACGGGACGGAACAACUCCUCCAUGUGAGUGUGAAACAGUCAGUGAACAGGCUGCAGCUAACAGGGAGACAGAACCAGUGAUUGUGGCUGUUUUGAUGACAUGUUGUGAUGAAAUGCUCCAUGUUCUCCUGCUCUCACCAUGUCAGCUCUCCACUGUGCAACAAUGAACAGCUUGAUCUCGGUUGCUGUGAUCCUUCAGCUGGUGAUCACAGGAAUAAAGACUGAUGGGAAGUAUCAAUUUGGAGAUAUAAUUGAGUUACCGAGGGCAUGUAUCGAGGGCAUGCCUACGUUCAGUCACUUUGCUGUCUACGUGGGCCCAGAGAGCGGGGUGAACGUUGGCCAAGGUGAUAAUGACAUAUUUCACCGCACAGAUAGUAGAGAGAGGGAAGAUGUCUGUGAAUUUGGUAAACUUGAUGAGACACAACGGAAAUCGAUUGACGAGAAGAAGAAUUACCUUGACGAUGACGACGAAUAUCCAGCUGGAAACAGAACAACAGACAAGAUUAAGGAAAGAAUCAAAGAAAUGGAAAAAGAGUGUGGAAAAUAUACUUACUUAUUCAACAACUGUGAACACCUUGCUACCUAUGUGCGCUAUGGCAGACGGCUCUCACUGCAGAAAGGAACACGCUUCGGAUGUAUUCUUCCUCUGGCAAAAAACACCAAAGACGAAGAAUUAAAAGAAUAUGAAGAUGUCCUCAAACGUCUAGACAUACUUCAAAAAAGUAAUAACAAUACAGAGAACGAUGAAGGUCCCUGUUCAAAUGAUGCCCCCAAACCUGACAUCCCGACAGGCAAACUGUCAGCCUGUCUUGUUCUCUUGUUCUGUCUGCUCGGUGGUUCAUGUGUGUGGGGGUUUCUGAAAUGCUUCUCCAUCAAGAAAACAAGGGUGUAUUCACCAGAGGGAGUGUAGAGAUUUACUUCAGGACCGUCUUGCAGCUUUUUUAUUG
This is a messenger RNA of Acanthopagrus latus (yellowfin seabream), 962 nucleotides long. RefSeq lists its product as uncharacterized. The record is from RefSeq and is a predicted model, not a curated record. Gene Ontology annotation, biological process: N-acylphosphatidylethanolamine metabolic process. NCBI's taxonomy places the organism in Eukaryota, Metazoa, Chordata, Actinopteri, Spariformes, Sparidae. Bases 155 to 925 code for a protein of 256 amino acids. Gene Ontology annotation, molecular function: glycerophospholipid phospholipase A1 activity; A2-type glycerophospholipase activity. The transcript is spliced from 5 exons. Gene Ontology annotation, cellular component: cytoplasm.